Messenger RNA from Trichechus manatus latirostris (Florida manatee), 3147 nucleotides. RefSeq names its product Ras like without CAAX 1 (gene RIT1). Gene Ontology annotation, molecular function: calmodulin binding; GTP binding; GTPase activity. Lineage: Eukaryota; Metazoa; Chordata; Mammalia; Sirenia; Trichechidae. The record is from RefSeq and is a predicted model, not a curated record. The transcript is spliced from 6 exons. Gene Ontology annotation, biological process: Ras protein signal transduction. Bases 727 to 1386 code for a protein of 219 amino acids. Gene Ontology annotation, cellular component: plasma membrane.
AAGGAUAACUAGAGUGUUGUGAACAUCUGCUUUCAAGACCUAAUCUUGAUUCAAGAGCCCAAGUCAUUGCAGCUGCCCAUUUGGAGGAAAUUUCCUUUGUCUACUGUUAAACAGGCAUUUUGAUCUCAAUCCUGUUUGGGAAGAUUUGAUGCCAGUUUCCUCUCUUUUAUUACAUUUGGCCAGAUUAGUUUUGUUUCCACAAGCAGCACACAGCCCUGAGUGAGUUAUUCAAUGUGUGUUCCUUCUUAAUACAUCUUCCUUUUUCUUUUGACUUUUCUGAAAAUAAUCCUUCGGCGUAGUGGUUAAGAGCUGGGCUAACAAAAAGGUCGGCAGUUCAAAUCCACCAGCCGCUCCUUGGAAACCCCAUGGGGCAGUUCUAGUCUGCCCUACAGGGUCGCUCUGAAUUGGAACCAACUCGAACCCAACUCAAAAACAAGGUACCCUACCACCAGGCUUCAGUGGUGAACGGCGCGCGGACCGGGCUUGGAGAACUUGGGGGAGAGGUGCCCCGCCCCGGAGGGGGCGGGGCCGGGCGCCGCCGUCACUGGCGGCCCCGCCCUUCCCGCCGGUGGCGCCAUCUUACCCGGUCGCGGGAGAGGUCACAGGUCAGCGCCCGCGCCUCUCCGCGAGUGGAGGCAGACGAAGUGGGAGAUCGGGCCGGGCUGUGGCCUUCCUGUCCCGACUGGUGGCUUUUCCUUGGGACAGCCCAGGAUUCCCCCCAGGACGAUGGAUUCUGGAACUCGCCCAGUGGGUAGCGGUUGUAGCAGCCCCGCAGGACUCUCCAGAGAGUACAAACUAGUGAUGCUGGGCGCCGGGGGUGUGGGGAAGAGCGCCAUGACCAUGCAGUUCAUUAGCCACCGAUUCCCAGAAGAUCAUGACCCCACCAUUGAAGAUGCUUAUAAAAUCCGGAUCCGUAUUGACGAUGAGCCUGCCAACCUGGACAUUUUGGAUACAGCCGGGCAGGCAGAGUUUACAGCCAUGCGGGAUCAGUACAUGAGGGCAGGAGAAGGGUUUAUCAUCUGUUAUUCCAUCACGGAUCGUCGAAGUUUCCAUGAAGUUCGGGAGUUUAAACAGCUUAUUUAUCGAGUUCGACGUACUGAUGAUACACCUGUGGUUCUCGUGGGAAAUAAGUCCGACCUAAAACAACUAAGGCAGGUCACCAAGGAAGAAGGACUGGCUUUGGCCCGAGAAUUCAGCUGUCCCUUUUUUGAGACAUCUGCUGCUUACCGCUACUACAUUGAUGAUGUGUUCCACGCCCUUGUUCGGGAGAUACGUAGGAAAGAAAAGGAGGCGGUACUGGCCAUGGAGAAAAAGUCUAAACCCAAAAGCAGCGUAUGGAAGAGGUUAAAGUCACCAUUCCGGAAGAAGAAAGAGUCAGUAACUUGAAGGGAAGCUACGAGGUAGUUACCUGUGAACUGCAGUGCUUAGUCAGAACAGUCCAGUAACCUGCGUUAGUGAGCAUGGUGCUUGCUCUUUCUCCUGUUAUGACCAUUAUUUGUAAAGUAACUGAUGCGGGCCAUGCCUGCUAGGAGUUUUCAAUGAUGUGGUAUUUAAAGUAUUGUCUUAGUUAAUUCUGAUUUAUUAACCCAGUGGGGCACUGUCUACUUUUGAAUUGUCACGUUAGAGUCUGAUUUACCAAUGCUUUGGGUUCCAUUGCUGAUAUUAAUUGAUUAGUGUAAAUCGUUUUUACCAAGGGGAAUGUGUAUACCAUGUGUUUGAUUAUGCUCACAGAGGACUAUUUUGCUGUGCAAUCACACUAUCUUUUAACUUCGGUUUCAUGGGACUAUCCCAGAGAAGGACCUCCGUCUUUUUUAUUCACACUAUCCUUCCAAGAGACAAAGCAAAACUUGUGCAGGGUGAUUCACUGAGAUCAGUGCUAACGUUCAGGAAAUAUUUGUGGAGCCGACUCCUGUUGCAGAUUAUGAAGUGAUGCCGUUCAGGAAAAUCAGGCCAUACGCUUGCAGGGACUUGGCUAGGAAAAGGGAGGACCAGAACAGCAUUCCCAGUACGAGCCUGGCUUUUCUAAGAAGUGUGCAUUUGACCAAAGUUCUGGAAUGGAUGAGAACAAGCAGAGGCAUGUCAAAUGCAGUGAACGGUCCUCCUAUGAGGUUAUUUUAAUCUUCCUUUCAGGGUUUUGCCUUUCUUUACCUUUAAAGGUAAACACUUUGGGAACCAUUAUUGACUCUUCAGCUUUUGUCUUAUCUGAACUCAUGGUUUGGACAGCCAUUGCACAGAUUCCCCCCGCCCACCCCGAGAUGUACACACUGACCCACUUACAUUAAUUGCCUCCUAGUGCUUUCCCUUAGCUUCACUGUGCUCUUGAGAAGAGCUAGGCCUAGCAAAAUGAUUUUUCGGCCUCCCACAGACUGACUGUGUUUUCCAUAUAGAAGAGACAGUAGGAACCUGAGUAAAACUACACCGCACCUUCCCUUCGACGACCACUGCAGUCAGUGCUCCAAGAACACCUGUGGUAUUUCUGUGUAAUGGGUCAGUCUCGAACUUUAAAAUUCACACAUAUCGAGUUUCCCACUGAAGAGUUCUUGACCAGGACCUUGCAAAGUUCACCUCAGAUUUGUUGGAGGCUUGACAAAGCAUAGCCUGAGAGAAACCACUUUGCUGCCUGUGCGUAGGGAGAAACUAUUGACGUAGGAAGAAACAGCUUAAAAUACUGGUGGUGAGUUCUCCGUUUUAGAAUCAGGAUUAUUUUGCUGUCUGAACUUGGUAUGUAUGGGGAUUCAGUGCAGAAGUGCUAAGAGUAGUGUGUCAUGUCUGGAACAUUAAAUGUCACUGAAGCAGUGUUUGUGUCUGCUUUAAACUCUUAACAGGCUGACUGUAUGUAGUGACUCUUAAAAAGCGCACAGCCCAACAACUACUUUCACCUUUUAUUAGAGGCAGGAGAACAAAGGUUGCUGUGUUUUUCCUAUAAAUAAUGGUAUAUGUUCUGGGUUUAAAGAAAAUUGACUGCUGUAAUUUUUUUUCAGCUCUGAGUAGUAGUCCCUUUUAAAACUCCUAGAAACGUUUUCGCUACCAAAUAAAUUACGUUUUAUGAUCGUAAGCCAUCACAGAAGUGAAAGACCCAGAGUUUGACUCUGUGCAGGACAGAAAUCUUAUAGGAACCUUAGCACUUUGGAGAAGCAUGAAGGUAGA